UAGAUAAGCUUAUGUAGAGCCCCCCGACGUUCUUUAGGAAUUUAUCCACAUGUCCCUUGAAAAUGUUCACACUUGAAGCUUCAAUUGCUUUUCGAGGGAGAAUGUUCCAGUAGUUGACCACUCUCUGGGUAAACCAGAACUUCCUGAGGUUGAGGUUGGAUCUUGAUUUGUACAGUUUAAGUUGGUGACCCCUGUGCUGCACGGUUGACAAAUCAAAGAAAUGUUCAGGGUUCAAGCCCUCAAGGCCCCUAAGUAUCUUAAAGGUCUCGAUAAGAUCUCCUCGCAGCCUCCUGCACUCCAGGGUGGUCAAUUUCACUUCCCUGAGUCUGUGAACGUAGUCUAGGUAACAUUUGACACAUCGUGGCCUUGUCAUGGCCUCAACAGCUCAUUCUGAGCUUGCUGCUGCUCAUCGUAAAGCUCUACUGGUGUCUGUUGGUGUAGUGUGUAUGGAAACAGGAUUCGACAGCGCUAAAGAGUCAUGUCUCGAAACAUUAACAGAAAUGCUACAGAGCUACAUAAGUGAAUUAGGCCGUAGUGCCAGAACUUACUGUGAGCUUGCUGGUCGUACACUCCCCAUGGUGGCUGAUGUAGGAAUUGCUCUAUCAGGGAUGGGGUCAAAUGUCAAAGGGUUGAAUCCGUAUGUACGUCGGCGAAGGAGGCUUCCGACUUUACAUCAGGACCGUUGUAAACAAUCCGUCCAAUGCAAAGCCCUUCAAGCCGGUGAGAAAAAGUCACAUCCUUCAUACAUUCCAGAUCAUCUACCAGAGUUUCCUGAUCCUCACUCAUACAUCAGAACAUCGACAGUAAGACAGCAAGAAAACGACUACAAGAUAAUCCGAGAGAAAGCCGCAUCCCAGAAACGAGAUGUAGAGAGAGCUCUGACAAGGUUCAUAGCCAAGACUGGAGAUACACAAACCCUAUUCCCGGGAGACAGUAAUGUAUUCCCAUUGAUUGCCUGUACCCCGUCACCUCUUCCAUACGUUGACGCACUCAUGCCACCAGAACAUGAAAUAUGUGAAGAUGAAGAUACCGAAGACACGGAUAUUGAAGACUCCAAACCCUCAGAUGACAACGAGCAGAAUAAAGUCGAGGAUGGUGAAACGCCGACGCCCAAAUCACCGGGAAGCUCGAGGAUGCGAGUGGAGAGAAUGAAGAUUGAGAAUCUAAUGGCUGAUAAUCCUUUCUUGAGAAAAGUAAAGAAGCCGAGAAUGAAAGUUAAAAAGAAGUGAAUUUUCUGUACUGUACGUGUAGUUGGUGUUUUAAGUGUACAUGUACUAUGUACUUUUAAAGGAUUGGGGUACUUUUUGUUACACAAAACACAAUUUCCACAAGUUAAACAUUAAACUAACUUGGUUUGAAGAUAAUGAGAUAGAAGGCUUCCCUUAAAAUAUUAAUUACUGAGGUGCUGUAGUG
Molecule: messenger RNA, 1413 nt
Organism: Asterias rubens (European starfish)
Lineage: Eukaryota; Metazoa; Echinodermata; Asteroidea; Forcipulatida; Asteriidae
Product: transcription initiation factor TFIID subunit 8-like
Exons: 6
Coding region: 372-1229 (285 amino acids)
Biological process (GO): transcription initiation at RNA polymerase II promoter
Cellular component (GO): transcription factor TFIID complex
Molecular function (GO): protein heterodimerization activity
Source: RefSeq, a predicted model, not a curated record